AUGGUGUUCGGCCAAUACCAGUAUACAAUUAAGAAGUCGUUACGAGGAAAUCCGAUAAUAUCUAUAGAUGGAUAUCGUUUUUCCAGGAGAUAUGUUAACCAGAACAAAGCAAAGGUUCGCUGGCGAUGUUCCACACACCACAGCCUGAAAUGCAGAGCUGUUGUGUUCACAGUGAAGGGAGAAGUAGUAUAUACGUAUUCGUUGCAUUCCCUUAAGAUGGACUCGUCGUGUCUGAGGAGAAGGUGGAGAUGUUCCACUCAUACCAGCAAAGGAUGUCUUGGGAAGCUGACCACUUUGAAUGACAAGAUCAUAAAAAUAAAUGCCGUGCACAACCAUCAGCCAGUGAUGAAUUAA
Molecule: messenger RNA, 354 nt
Organism: Danaus chrysippus (African queen)
Lineage: Eukaryota; Metazoa; Arthropoda; Insecta; Lepidoptera; Nymphalidae
Source: the annotation of a GenBank genome assembly